This is a messenger RNA of Procambarus clarkii (red swamp crayfish), 4194 nucleotides long. Lineage: Eukaryota; Metazoa; Arthropoda; Malacostraca; Decapoda; Cambaridae. The record is from RefSeq and is a predicted model, not a curated record.
GUACUGACCAACGGGACGCUGCUCUUCCUGCCCUUCUCCAGCGAGUCGUUCAGGGCAGCGGUUCACGCCUCCACGUACAGGUGUAGAGCUUCGUCGCCAGCUGGCGUCGUCCUCUCCCGCGACACCCACGUCAGAGCAGUGGUGGAGCAGUACUGGGAGGUGCAGGUGUACAACCAGUACGUGGUGGAGGGCAACGCGGCCGUGCUGCAGUGCAAGGUGCCUCCCUUCGUCAAGGACUUCGUCAGCAUCACCUCCUGGACCCAAGGCCACACUAACUACUACCCUUCCCAGAACGCUGAUGGUCGGAUACAGAUGGUGGCUACAGGGCAGCUGGUGGUACGAGAUGUGCGGUCGUCAGACUCACAGCUGUCGUUCCGGUGCCGGGCCGUGCACACCCUCACCGGCGCCACGCACGAGUCUGCCAACGCUGCACGUAUAUACGUCACUGAUCUGAGGACGAAGUCAGCCCCGCGGAUACCAGAGAUGGAGUCGGUUAUACGGGUACAGCGGGGCACCACCGCCACGCUCCUGUGCCCUGCCCAGGGCAACCCCACGCCCACCAUCACGUGGUACCAGCAAGGAAGCGGCGUGGACAUUCCCCUGGGCGGUGUUGGGGGCGCUGGAGGAGGGCUGCAGGCGGCCAGGAUGAAGGUCUCCGGCCCCGUCCUCAACCUGCUGACGACAGAGGACGCUGACGCCGGCACCUACCGCUGUUAUGCCAACAAUACAGAGGGUGUCGCCGUCUUGCAGGUGGAGCUGGAGGUGCUCUCGGCGCUCUCUGUGCGCGUGACGCCGCCGUCCGUAGUGGUGGACGCGGGCGCCCCUGCUCACUUCACCUGCGUUAUCUCAGGGUCCCCGGUCAACCAGGUAACCUGGCUUAAGGAUGGCAAUAUAUUGCGGCCCGGGGCGCGCGUGAGGAUGCCUGACGGACGCGGGCGUGUGCUCAAGAUAGAGGGCGUGGGCGUGGCAGACGUGGGCGUGUACCAGUGCCGGGCUGAGGGCCAUCAUGACUCCGCCCUGGGCAUCUCCGUCCUCACCCUUGGAGAUACCCUCCCGGUUCUCAAGUACCGGUUCAUCGAGCAGACUCUCCAGCCGGGACCUUCUGUGAGUCUUAAGUGCAUCGCUUCCGGAAGUCCAACGCCAUCAGUCACCUGGACUCUUGAUGGCUUCCCAGUGAAGCACUCGGACAGGCUGGUGCUGGGACAGUAUGUCAGCGUAGACGGGGACGUCAUCUCCCACGUCAACGUCAGUAACGUAGCGGCCGUUGAUGGGGGUCUGUACCGCUGCUCGGCCACCAACACCGUGGGCACCGUCCAGCACGGAGCCAGGCUCAACGUCUACGGUGUGCCAGUCGUACGACCAAUGGAUGACGUGAGCGCUGUGGCCGGAGAAAGACUCGUACUGACGUGUCCGGUUGGGGGGUACCCCAUACACUCCCGCAUCUGGUUAAGAGAAGGUGUUCAGCUGCCGGUGAGUCGUCGGCAGGUCAUUCACACCAAUGGGUCCCUUGUGAUUGAUAAUGUCCAGAGGGAGACGGAUGCUGGGACCUACUCCUGCACUGCCUCCACUAAGCAUGGGGACAAGAGCACCCAGUCUGUCCAGGUGAAGGUGCUCGUGCCACCCAGGAUAGGACCUUUUACCUUCCGUGAGAACGCUGCUGCUGGAAUCCGCGUGUCUGUCAGCUGCAGCCUAGAGCAGGGCGACUUGCCAGUGACUAUCCGCUGGCUAAAAGACAGUGAGUUGCUGACCUCUGACCCUCAGGGCAUCGUGAGCCCUCACCGGCCUGGAUUGCUGGCUCGGCUAGAUCUGGACGUGCGGUUCCUGGAUGCGUAUUCCAGCCAGCUGGUGAUUCCCAACUUAAGCUCCUCUCAUGCUGGCAACUAUACGUGUCAGGCAACCAAUGCUGCUCGCACCGUCACCUACACUGCCCCUCUCACAGUCAGCGUUCCCCCACGCUGGGUGUCGGAGCCAGAGGACCAGAGCGUGACCAGGGGCAGCGACGCCCUCAUUAGGUGCCAGACAGAAGGCUUCCCUCCCCCGAAAAUCAUAUGGAGAAAGGCUCAUGGUGCAGCGCCGGGGAGCUACCGGGACCUGCUGGGCUCCAGCGGCACACAACAGCUGACAAAUGGCUCCUUGCUCCUGACACAGGUCACCAAAGAUGCAGAGGGACGCUAUCUGUGUGAGGCCACCAAUGGCAUUGGCGCCGGUCUCAGCAAGGUCAUUCAAGUUACUGUUAACGCGCCUCCACGGUUCAGCAGCAGGGGCAGUAACGUUAGUGCGGGCACGGGAGGGCACGCCCUGCUGCGGUGCCCAGUGACGGGGGACCAGCCCAUGAAGCUGUCCUGGCACAAGGACGGCAGGAUCAUCACGCCAUCAGAAUCCUACAGACACGAGUUGCGAGAGAGCACCGCGGGUGGCGUUGGCGUGCAUGUGGGUGGGGCCGAGGAGGAACGGGUGCUGGAGCUGGUGGUGACGAAUGUGAUGCGUGAGGACGGAGGUCAGUACGUGUGCACGGCCGACAAUGCUCACGGACACGCCUCCACCACUGUGACUCUUCUCGUGCAAGAACCCCCCGAUCUGCCCCGGUCUCUCCACGUAAUAGACAAGGGUUCACGGCACGUUCGGCUGGCCUGGGAGGUGCCUCAAGAUGGCAACUCACCCAUCACCAAGUAUACCCUUCGAUACACACGACUGGGAGACUGGCAGCAGCAGCCACAGCAACAGAAGCAGCAGCAACAGCAACAGAUGCUACAGAUUCAGCAACAACAGCAGCAGGAGAAGGAGGAGGAGGUGGCAGUUGGCGGUCAUGAGACAGAGGCCACAGUUGAGACCUUGACUCCAGCUACUCAGUACCUCUUCACACUCUAUGCCCACAAUGCCAUGGGCCCCUCCAAGCCCUCUGAGGCGCUGCAGGUGACGACAGAAGGUGAGGCCCCUGGUGGACCUCCGAGGGAGAUAGAGGUCACGCCUGUAUCCUCCACCAGUCUGAAGGUUUCUUGGUUGCCACCAGACUCUUCCAUCAGGCACGGCAAGAUCCUCGCUUACUACAUUACCUACGGCAACUCAGGCAUCGCCAGUGACCAGUACAAGAGCGUCACUGUGGAAGCAGACAACUGGCCUUCUUCCUCUUCAUCCAGCUCCUCGCUGUCGUCAUCGUCUCCUACAUCAUCGUCAUUGUCGUCGUCGUCGUCGUCUCCGGGAGGGUGUUGCUCGGCGCUGGUGACGGAGCUGGCACCGUACACGGAGUACGUGAUGGAGGUACAGGCAGUGAAUGCCCAGGGGGCUGGCCCUUCAGCUCCUCCCGUUACUGCCACUACACUCGAAGAUGUGCCAUCGUCUGCUCCUGGAGCUCUGAGGUGUGCACCAAUGACAGCCCACAGUGUCCUGGUCUCCUGGGAUACCCUCCCACCUGCCCAUGCCCGUGGACACCUUCUGGGAUACCGCAUUCUCUACGCCCCUGCUGACAGAGCCACAGAGCUGAGCGGAGAGACGACGUCCUCAGUGAGCGUGGCACUGCGGGGACUGCGGCCCUACACCAACUACUCCCUGCAGGUGGUAGCGUUUACCAGGGUGGGCGAGGGACCCCCAAGCGAACCCGUCUUCUGUACCACUGAGGAAGACGUGCCAGGGCCCCCGGCAGGCGUGAAGGCAGCACUGUCCAGGCCGGAGAAGAUGGUAGUAUCCUGGCUGCCACCUACUAAUAGCAACGGUCGCCUGCUCACCUACACCAUCACUAUCAGGGGCAGAGAUGUUAAACGAUUUGCGGUUCGGGCACCAACUACUAAGCAGGAGCUGAGUGUGCCCAGGGAUGCUGGCACUGUGCAAGUGGUAGUGGCAGCCAGCACCAGGGUCGGGGAGGGACCCACCUCCCCGCCCGUUGUCAUCAACCCGGCAAGCACAGGUAGGAACGAGUCUCUAGCUGGUUUUAUUUUCUAAUUUUACCCCGGGGGGCCACUUUAUUGGGCAGCAUCACUCAUUCUGUGAGUGAACAUUACGCUCCAACAGUAUAUGUAACAUCCGUCAAUAGGAACCAAAUUAAGGGCAACAUUAAGAAAACAUAGAGCACUAUUUCCAAAAUAAUGCACUAUUUUCCCCUCACUCGUAUCAGACCUCUGUGUAAGGUCUUCUUCUUGAGGUUAUCUUGAGAUGAUUUCGGGGCUUUAUCCCCACGGCCCGGUCCUCGACCAGGCCUCC